AUCGACUAUAUCUUGCAAAAAUCAAAGUGUUUUUUUUUUUUAUCUGUAACUUUGCUAAACCUCAGUAGGUGUAAUUCGCUCCAUGAUGUUUCUCCGGUUGAUCUUUACUGUAACCUUUCUGUUUUUACUGUUUGCAGGUGGUUCCACCCCAACAUCACUGGAAUCGAGGCAGAGCAGGUCUUGUUGACCCGGGGAGUUCACGGCAGUUUCCUGGCCCGGCCCAGCAAGAGCAAUCCUGGGGAUUUUACCCUGUCUGUCAGGCGUAACAAUGAGGUGACCCACAUUAAGAUCCAGAACUCUGGGGACUACUAUGACCUGUACGGCGGUGAGAAGUUUGCCACGCUAGCCGAGCUGGUGCAGUAUUACACUGAACAGCAGGACCUGCUGCGCGAGAGGAACGGCCAUGUCAUCGAGCUGAAAUAUCCACUCAACUGCAAGGAUCCCACCUCUGAGAGGUGGUACCAUGGACACCUCUCUGGGAGAGAUGCAGAGAAACUCCUCACAGAAAAAGGCAAAGCCGGCAGCUUUCUGGUCCGGGAGAGUCAGAGUAAACCCGGAGACUUUGUCCUGUCGGUUCUCACCAACGAGGAGAAGCAUGACAACGUCGACCGCAAAACCAAAGUCACACAUGUUAUGAUUCGCUUCCAGGAAGGCAAGUAUGAUGUGGGAGGUGGUGAACGGUUUGACACGUUGGCCGAUCUGGUGGAUCACUACAAGAAGAACCCUAUGGUGGAAAAAAGCGGCAUUGUAGUGCAUCUCAAACAGCCUUUUAACGCCACGAGGAUAAACGCUGCCAACAUCGAGAACCGGGUACGAGAACUCAACAAAGUAGCAGACAACUCAGAGAAGCCAAAACAAGGAUUCUGGGAGGAGUUUGAGGUACUUCAGCAGCAAGAGUGCAAACUGCUGUAUCCCCGGAAAGAGGGCCAGAAGCCAGAAAACAAGAGUAAAAACAGAUACAAGAACAUCCUCCCCUUCGACACAACGCGAGUUGUGAUUAGAGACUCUGAAUCAGACGCUCCGGGUUCGGAUUACAUCAACGCUAACUAUAUCAGAAACGUGAGUGAAGAUGGGCGCCAUGUGGAGGAGAGUAAAGUCUUCAUUGCUACCCAAGGCUGCCUCCAGAACACGGUGAACGACUUCUGGAAGAUGGUGUAUCAGGAGAAUGCUCACGUCAUUGUCAUGACAACCAAGGAGAUGGAGCGGGGAAGGAACAAAUGCGUCCGGUACUGGCCGGACCUCAACGGCACUAAAGAGUUUGGGAAAGUCCUGGUGAGGAAUGUGGAAGAGCAGCCGGCGCAGGACUACAUCCUGAGGAAGCUGGAAGUGACACGCCUGGACAGGAAGGAGCCUCUGCGGUACAUCUGGCACUACCAGUACCUGAGCUGGCCGGACCACGGCGUCCCCAACGAGCCCGGUGGCGUCCUCUGGUUCCUGGAGGAAGUCAACUGCACACAGAGCACCAUUAAGGAUACUGGACCCAUCGUUGUCCACUGCAGCGCGGGCAUCGGCAGAACCGGCACCAUCAUUGUCAUCGACAUCCUCAUUGACAUCAUCAACCGCCAAGGGCUGGACUGUGACAUUGACAUCCCAAAGACCAUCCAGAUGGUCCGGCAGCAACGGUCCGGCAUGGUCCAGACUGAGGCGCAGUACAAGUUCAUCUACAUGGCAGUGCAGCAGUACAUAGACACGGUCCAGAAGAGGCUGGAGGAGGAGCAGAGGAAGAAGAAGGAGAGAGAAUAUUCAAACAUCAAGUAUCCACAGAUGACCAACUCCAGGUCUAAGCACAACAUGGCGUCCUCCAGGUCGUCUUCAGUAAUGACAAAUGAUGAUUCUUCGAGCGUGUACGAGAAUAUAAACUUCAGAACCCCCCAGGCAUCGUUCAGUAGUAACACCAGGAGAUAAAAUGACCACUGUAGACCUGCUUCUCUCUUAUCUGCCUCCUGCUUCAGCAGCAGUGUUGCUGGCCAGAGUCUGUAAAAAUCCCUUUUGGGGCUGAGAGGAAGUGAUGCGUUAACAGACCCCGGCCUCGGCCUGAAGGCAGCUCCUCUCCUGCUGCCAUGCUGCUGACCUCUGACCCUGUGACCAGAGGACCCUCCACUCUGUUCCGUCAGAACCAGCUCCAGUGCCUUGUGACAGGACGUGUCUGUAGCCCCUCCCCCACCUGUUUCUCCUCUUUUUUUCUUCCUCAGCCCUCCAAGUCGAAGUUAACCCGCUAAGCUGUGCUUGCUGGAUGCAACAUCAGGCGGUGAGUCUGACCCAACGCAGCUCUGUGGGAUCCGAGCCGAGGUCAGAGCCCAGCUGUUCUUCCAGCCAUUUAAACUUUAAACCUUGCACUCUUUUCGCAAGGCGAGCUGCGGGGUUUAUUAACGUGGCUGCUGAGUGAUGGAAGGGUCCCAAGGCUCAGGAAGGGCACCAAGCCCCACCCUUCUUAUAGAUGUAGACUGUGGUGUGUAUGUGAAGUGUGUGGGAGGAGGACGAUGUGCUGCGAUCUGCUGCUGGAAGCGCUGGUUCUGUUCCUGAGCACAGAGAGACGACUUCAGGAACAUCUCUGUCUCGUCUUCAUGUUGGAGCAGGUUUUCCUGCAAAUUAUCAGCGUGUUUGCUCUUCCUUUCACUGUGUUACUGUUUAAUUGUGUGUGACGAUGGUUUAAAGGUCAUGUAUAAACUUUAUUUUAGGGUCUUUCUAAAAGCAGGUUUCAGUUCACAUGUUUCCUGACAUAAAUAGUGAAUGGAUAUUGUGAGCCGAACCGUCCUCUGAUGGCUCAGCGUCUGUCAGGAUGGGAUUGUCAAAAGGAGACGAGGAAACGGGCUGAUUGCAGUGCCCCAGAUGGCCAUCUGCCUGAGAUUAAAGAAUAGAUUUGUCUCUGAAAAGUAAUUUAGAAGACGACUGUAAUCCAGGUCUGAUGCCAGCUGGGCGAGUAAAGCGACGUCAUUUACUGGGAUAAGUAGAGUGGUGCCGUAGAGCAACGAGCCCUCUGCUCUUUCCCUCAGAUUGUUGGAUAUUUUUAUCCUCCUGAAUCCAAAAUAACCCGGUCCGGUUCAAGGCGAGAGUAAAGUCCUCCUCCUUCAACCUCCACAUUUUCUCAUGUUUCAACCAAAAACAUCACAGAGUUUUAUUUGGACUUUAUUUGACAGAUGGAGACUAAGAGCAGCAUGAAGGAAAAUCAUUCAUGGUUUAAAAGUGUUUAAAAGAGGAAAAAUCUGAAAAGUUUGGUGUGCAGUGGUGUGUCAGGAUAAAGUGGGUGGACCACUUUAUCCUGACACCCCUAAAUAAAAUCCAGUUUCUCUCAGAAGUUGGGUCCAGUCAACGUCUGCUGGCGAUGGCUGCAUCAUUUCUCUCUUUGUUGCUCAUUUGCAUAAGCAAACAUUGAACAUUAUAACAUUUUCAGCUUCAGCUGGUUUAGCUCAUCCGUUUCAAAUCUUCAAGUAAAUAAAUUUCACACAUUAACGACUUUCACAGACAAAUGAGGUUUCAUGAAAAUGUAACUUACAGUUCCUGGAUUAACCUUUAGGUCUGAGAAAAAGAUGAGCUUUCAUUAAAAAAAAUCAGUGGAUCAUUACAAAAUGUAACAAAGUUGUCAAAGUUUUUCAGUUUUAGUGAAAACAUACAGGUUUUUUGUCCAAAGUGUUAGUAUUUGGGUUUGAUGGCGCCUUUAGAGGCCUGGUGAUUGUUGCCGUCACUCAGUAGCUUCAGUGGAGCAACUUUUUAAAAUUUCUCUAAAUGUCUUUAGGUUUGAUUUUGCAACUCUGCUCACUAGUUUCAUGUUGUUGUGUUUUUAUUAUUAUUUGAAAUGAACAAAACCAGAAUGCUUGACUUCUGAAACUGGCUCAACCUGUGACUUUCAAUUGAAAAAUGUAUCAAAUUAUUUAUGUUCACUGAUGACUACUGCAGGCCAGACAUUUCAGAAUCAUAUUUGUGUAAAGAAACAUUAAAAGAAAUGUCCUUAAAGUUUGAAGGAGUAUGAAUUAUUUGUUAGUUGUAAAGUGUUGGGAUGCACCCGACUGCCCCAGGCCUCUUAGUGCCCCUCUCCCAGUUGCCCCAACUCAACACAAACAGCUCAGGGUUUGAUCCCAGGGAUUAAAUCCUUCAUGUUAGGAUCGUCAUGAAAAUAUCCAACGUUUGGAAAAGUUUUCACCCUUCUGACCUCAGAUCCAAGGAGUUUAAUACAAACUGAACUUCUGUCCAGCUGAUUGGCUCAAACACACAGACGUGUCAGAGCGUGAUUCAUGGUGGAAAUAAUAAUACUUUCAGCACUGCACUGAAAUGAUUAUAAUGUAGAAAAGUUUGAAUGUAACUCCAGCAGUCAUUUUGUUUCCCUCGUCUUAAAGGUCAAAGGUUUUUCAUGGUGUAACUACUGAAAUGUUGUUCAAUAAAUGAUUUGUGGUUAAUAGCUCUGGUUCAGUGAUUGAAAGCUGCCUCUGCUCUGCACUGCCUGUUUCAAAUGCUGCACUGCUCCAUGUUCAUUAUAAUGUCAACAUCAAGACGUUUCAAUGUGUUUCUCUUCCUGUGCAACCAGGAGAGGGAAUCUGUUUCCUGUUUUGUUUGCUGUGAGAACCUUUGCUCUGUUUCUCUGCGUUGGUGUGAGCUCACAUCGUGUCUGAUUUGGUGAAACUUUAGUACUUGAAAGUGUGAACUGUUUUUUCUCAGGCUGUGUGGAAGUCCAUCAGACGUGUUUUUGUUUGUGCACUAUGCUGUUCACAUGUUUUCCUUCAGACUUGUUUUCUUUGAUUCAUCCUUGGAUUUCUGUGUCGUAUGGAAGUUUUAUUUUUCUCACCAUGUUUUGAUGAGUGAAUCCAGUCAGAAUCAGUGGAGGACUGCAGUCGUGACGCUGAGUUUUACUUCAGCUGGUCCUCUGACAUUUUACUUGAACUUGAUGUGAUUUUUGUUGGAUUCCCUGACGUCCUCCAUGUUUCCUGUUCAUCUUGCACUGGCUCCGCCCACACACCUUUUUGGGAGUUUUGACUUCAACUGCUGAUGUGAGGAGCUGCCAGAAACUGCCUCUUUAUGGUUUAAUAUCAUAUACAAUAAAACACUUUAUAAGCCA
Poecilia latipinna (sailfin molly) is the source of this 5047-nucleotide messenger RNA. RefSeq names its product protein tyrosine phosphatase non-receptor type 11b (gene ptpn11b). Gene Ontology annotation, molecular function: non-membrane spanning protein tyrosine phosphatase activity; receptor tyrosine kinase binding; cell adhesion molecule binding. The transcript has 15 exons. The annotation marks the transcript as partial. Gene Ontology annotation, cellular component: cytoplasm. The record is from RefSeq and is a predicted model, not a curated record. Gene Ontology annotation, biological process: positive regulation of ERK1 and ERK2 cascade; protein dephosphorylation. Lineage: Eukaryota; Metazoa; Chordata; Actinopteri; Cyprinodontiformes; Poeciliidae.